Molecule: messenger RNA, 6093 nt
Organism: Amphimedon queenslandica
Lineage: Eukaryota; Metazoa; Porifera; Demospongiae; Haplosclerida; Niphatidae
Product: phosphatidylinositol 4-kinase alpha-like
Exons: 53
Coding region: 31-5973 (1980 amino acids)
Biological process (GO): phosphatidylinositol phosphate biosynthetic process; phosphatidylinositol-mediated signaling
Cellular component (GO): plasma membrane; cytoplasm
Molecular function (GO): 1-phosphatidylinositol 4-kinase activity
Source: RefSeq, a predicted model, not a curated record
UCUAAAAUAGACCACACCUUUUCAUUAAAGAUGGCGACUUGGUCCCAACCGAUUGGUUUUCACCAGUCUUGCUUAAACGAGCUCGCUCGCUCUCUGAGUCAAGUCAACAAGGCAGUAAAGGAAAAGGAGACACUGCUUCUUUCUCAUUGUCCUUCCUUGGGUCAGUCAGGGCCUGUUCUUCACUCUAGAGGUCUUAAUGCUGUUGUUUCGCUAGGUCUGUAUGCUCUACUAGAAGACAAAAAUGGAUGCUCAGUUAAUGCAGUAAAUUAUCUCAUUAAGUUGUUGAAAUAUCUUCCCAAAGCUUCUUGGACACAAUACAUUAGACAAGAAGAUGGACUGAUUGCUCAAGACUUCCAUUACAAACUUUCACUGAUUUUGUUGUCAAUUGGAGAAAAGUUUCCAGAGUAUUGUGAACAGGUUACAAAUGCCCUCCUUGACUCCCAGCAUUUACUAAUAGGAGAGGUCAUUAGUUGCUCCUCUCAUUCAAAGGACAAGUGUAUCCUUGAGCUGGUUCCCUCUCUCAUUGGAGUCUCCAAUACCUUGAAUCAGACAAAGGACCAAAGACAAGACUCACUCAGAGAAAUAUUUGGACAAGAAAUAACAAUGAAUGGAAAAGAAGGACAGAGCAAGUUUAGUUGCACACCACAGCAACUGAAAGACCUCCUGAAUGAUGUCUCCUCAUUAUUUAGUGGUACACACUUUGACACUCUUGAUCAAUAUCUCACUCAACUCCCUGAUCCUAAAUCAUACCCCUACCCAGUCAUCAGUCACACGCUCAAGUGUGCUGUACUCACUUCAUUUAAGAACAUCAUACUCUCUCACGGGGAAAAGGUUGAUGUCUCCUAUCGCUCCUCCUUGUACAAGUUCUGUGAGGACUUUUUGAAGUCCAGCAGUAGAUUGAUACAGGAGAAAGGAGGAGGUAAAGAAGGAGGGACAGUGUAUGAGUGGGUUUUCUAUAUUGUCAAGUCAAUGUGUGCUGCUAUUGAGCUAUCGGUCUGGUCAGUUACUGGAGCUGGUGAUUCUCUUUUCCUAUACAUUUCUAAUCUCCUAGCUGUUAAUGCUGGUAAAUUGAAUAUUGUUGUGUCUCCAUUAAGAGCGACCAUACUUGAGGGACUGAGUAAGCUGUCAGUUAAAUGUCCAAGUCUUGUAAAUGGUGCAUUGGCUAGACUGGUUGAUUUCUUGCUGUCUCCUCUGUUCACUCACACUUACUCUGACGCCCUCACUCUUGGCUCAAUCCCCACCAGGAUCACGCCUCAAGCUAAGAGACUCAGUCACGAUCCGUUCCCUUCUUCAUCUCAGAUUCACAUUUCCCGUGUUGAUAGUUUCCUCUUGACAUUAGAGGCUCUUGCUUCAUCUGUUGAAAGGAUACUAACAAUAGAUAAAGCUAAUAUCACAUCGUUCAUUGGUCAGUUGGGGAAUAAACUAUACACUGCUGAUGUAGUGGAAUUAACUUCAGUUCGUGCAGCUGAGUGCAUCAUAAUGUUGCUUGGUAAAGUGGGUGUGUCUCUGGGCAAUGAAGAAGGUGUUAUUGCUGGUAUUUUGGGCGUGUUCCGCCAGAGACUGUUUCAUCCAGUGAGCUGUCUUGAUGGAUCCAUUGUCACUGAAUUAGGUAACAUGGCAGCUGAACUUGGUGACUCAGAAAUACUUGAGGUUUUGAGUCGUUUGAUGAGUGAAGCAUUAGGUGUAGCCACUACUCCUUAUCCAACAUACUCAUCUCCUUCUAACCUCUCAAAACUAGCUUCUUCAAAACAGCCACAGCACAGAAGGAAUGACAGUCAGGACAUAAGCAACAAAUCAUACACGCAUAUAUUCCAGCCAGUGAUGGAUGCUUUGGUUUACGUAGCGACUCAUUUAAAAGAGAAAGACCAGCAGAUGGAGUUCCUUCAGAAGGUCUUGUACUCGUUUGUUAAUCAAGGGAUCGAAGGAAAGAGAGCCAUUGAAAGGAAGGACAUGUUUAAUCAGUUGAAAGCUUCUUCCUCCUCAUUUUCACUCGGUCUUCUCCUCCCAGUAUUAGCCACAUUGUGUAAGAACAUGGAUCCAAUACUGAUGCCAUCUCCUCGUGUACUGAAACUGUUCAGAGACUUCUGGUUGUAUUGUGUACUGUUAGGAUUCAGUGAAUCUGAUAGAGGUGUGUUCCCUCCCUUGUGGUAUGAUCAUGUUGCUGAUAUUGCCUCCAAGAGCCCGUUGCUGAUAGUCUCUGGUGCUGAGAAGUAUCUUGACAAGGAGCUGGAGCUCAACCAUCCACUAAAGAAAGGAGACAUCACUGUUGGCGAGUUACAGGAAGCAAGACUCUCAUUGCAGGAAUUGUUGGGACGUUCGGUCGAAUUAGAUAAACUUGUGAAUCGUCUCAACUUUGCUCAAUGCAUGUACUUGCACUCAAUAUCUCGUCUGGAAACACUCAGGAUAGAGAAAGAUAGUCGUUGUUUUUCAUACAUAUUUGAGUAUCUUGAUGAUAAAGGACUCCAGAAAGAAUUAUGGGUUGCAAUGGAGGCUAUUGCUGUGAAACUAUUUGACAAACUACUGGAUAUACUCAAUGACAAGCCUUGUACAAAGGAGAGGGAGAAAGAGUUGGAGAGUCAUGCUCUUCUACUGAUAUUCAAAUUUAAUCACAUCCGUGGGCGUAUCAAACGUCUUGCCGACACUUUUCUCACUAAACUAGUUGACAAGUUCCCUCAUUUGCUGUGGAGCAAACGUGUGCUUCAUACACUAUUGGACUUAUUACAGGAAUUAUCAAUACACGUUACAUCACAGGAACCUGAUAAAUGUGUAUUAACUGAAAUCAAACUAUCAUAUUUGCCACACACUGUAAUACUGCCUGAUGUUAUGAGUAAAAGAGAGUCUACUGUUAUUAAUUUCGCUAAAAGAUGUGGUGAGAUCAUUAAAUUUGCCAUGGAGUGGGUACCUACUCAAACCAAGUCAAUUUUAGAAGACUACAUUGCUGUUGAGAGUAACGUGUUACAAGGUUUACUGCAUCACAGUGGAGUAUCACUAGCUUCAUCACAACUAGCAUCUCACAUGCAGUACAAUACUAAUGCUGAACAUACUCCAAUUGCAGUGAUUAGUAAUCAUCCUGAUUGCUUGAAGGACACUCGCUCUCAGGCUCUCUCUUCUGUUGUAAUCCAAAGCAGCUUCAUUGGAAGAGUAAAAGGAGCCAUUGAACUCACUGAUAGCUCUGGACUGGCUGGUAUAUACAAUAACGCUAACAAGCAGUUGGUCCUAGCAAUAGAGAAAAAUGACUUGAGUCUAAUCACAACAGCACUCUAUAACAUGACAGCUUUACUGAUAUCUUGUAAAGGUUCUCAUGAAAGGACUACAUUACAUGCUAUUGUUCAUUUGCCAGUAAAAACAUUCAACGAAGAUGUUGUUACCAUAGCAACACAUUGCUGGCAGUGGCUCAUUGCAGCGUGUCCUGACCUGGAGUUUAAAUUCAUGAAAGAGUUUUCAGCAGCAUGGCAGUGGACCAUUACUGCCCAGAAGGGAAUGUUCUCUCCUUCUUCAAAGAAGAUCUCACCAAAAGAUGUUCAACCACACAAUGUCCUCAUUGAUUUUUUAAGUGAGAGGUUCCAAGUGUUCUAUACAAGCAAUGAGUCAUUGGUAUCAUUGACCAGUCAGAUAAUGCACCAGUCCCUUACUCUUGGUGUUGGGCCCAGUACUAGUGACCAGCCUCAGUUCCUCUCCCCCUCUAUAUCAGGAGCCACUCCUAGGUUCAAGUUCCUUACACUGGCCACUCAGUUAAUACGUAACACAACCCUCAUACCCAAUCCUAUUGACAGGAACUUGUUGAGGGAGAAGAUAUACAAUGCAACAAUGGAUUAUUUCUGUUAUCAGCCAAUGUGGAUAGUAGGGGAUAUUAAGGCAUUACGACAAACAAUGGACUCCUUGAUAAAGUUUUGGUCAGCUGUCAAGGAGAUCAAGAAUGUUGUUGCUGCUACUCAAACUUUUGAUACAGGACCAUCAACAUUACCUCGCAACAGUAGCUUCUGGCAGGCACUGGACAGUCCUUCUGUACAGGGUAGCUGGUUAAACACUUAUUCCAUUAGAGGAAGCAACAGUCGAUCACAAUCACUCAAUAUUCCAUUAAUGACUUCUACUGGUAAACGGAGUACAAUGGUGAAGAGUAGAGUACUACUCAAGAGACGUAAUCUUAUACUAGCUAUACUGCGUCAUGAAGUAGACAGAUUGAGUGCUUGGAUGAAUCCAUUUGGAGCAGCUGAAUUAUCAAUACCUGGUGAGGAUAACCUUCAAGCAUGGACCAAUCCCACUCAGACUGACAGGAACUGGCAGAACACAGUCACAAUGGCCUACCAGUCCUCACCUCAUCUAGCAUUCUAUGUGUACUAUAGGUUUAGAAGCAAUGAGGCAGUGACUAGAGAGUUCAAUCGUUUGAUACAGACUAAUCCAGUAGCAUUUAUUGAUAUACCUGAAGCUGCUCAAACGUUUGCCAGUAAGGAAGUUGUUGAAAAAGAUUCCAGAGAGUUGUAUCAUUUAUUGUAUUGGAGAGGCAUACCACCAGCAAUGGCAUUGAUGUACUUCACUAGACCUUACUCCAAUCAUCCCAUCACUGGACAGUUUGCUAAUAAAGCAAUGCAGAGCUUUAAACCAAGUGAUAUAGUCCAGUUCAUACCUCAAGUUGUACAAGCACUGAGAUAUGACAAACUUGGAUUUGCUAAGGAUUAUAUUCUAACUGCUGCACGUUCAUCACAAGUAUUAGCACAUCAGUUUUUGUGGAAUAUUCAAGCAAAUACUUAUACUGACGAGGAAGGAGAGAUCAAAGAGCCUGAAAUUGGUUCACUAUUAGAGCAGUUACAUAAAGAGAUAUUGAAUAAUCUAUCAGGAGCAGCUAAGAAGUUUUAUGAGAGAGAAUUCUCAUUUUUUAAGAAAGUGACUGACAUAUCUGGCAUUAUCAGACCUUAUCCUAAACCAGAGAGAAAGGAACAGUGCUUGAAGGCACUGAGAGAGGUUACUCUUGAACCAGGUGUGUAUUUGCCCAGUAAUCCUGAAGCAGUUGUUCUUGGAAUUGAUUAUGAUUCUGGCACUCCAAUGCAAAGUGCUGCAAAAGCACCUUUCUUAGCAAAGUUUAAAGUCCAGCCUUGUGGUAUUGCUGAAAUGGAAGCUCUCAACAUUCAAGAUGAUCAAACAUUAGCUGAGGAUCUACAGAAAUUUUUAUCAAGUGAUCAGUCAGUCUGGCAAGGAAGCAUAUUCAAAGUUGGUGAUGACGUACGUCAAGAUAUGCUUGCGUUACAAAUAAUCAAAUUCUUCAAAGACAUUUAUGAUGAGAUUGGCCUACAACUUUACCUAGUUCCUUACAGGGUAGUAGCCACAGCUGCUGGAUGUGGUGUAAUUGAAGUUGUUCCUGAUUCAAAAUCCCGUGAUCAGUUGGGAAAGCAGACCCAAGUCUCACUCAAGGAGUACUUUCAUUCAGUGUAUGGCGAUGAAGACUCAUACCCAUACCAGGAGGCUCGCUCUAAUUUCAUACGCAGCAUGGCAGCAUACUCACUAAUAACUUACCUACUGCAGAUCAAGGACAGGCACAAUGGGAAUAUAAUGUUAGACAAAUGGGGACACAUUAUUCACAUUGAUUUUGGUUUUCUCUUUGAGUCAUCUCCUGGCGGUAAUCUUGGGUUUGAGCCUGAUCUUAAACUCACUGAAGAAAUGCUUGAAAUAAUGGGAGGAAAGAAGAGCGACUCUUAUAAAUGGUUUCUUGAGUUGUGUGUUCAAGGGUAUCUUGCUGUAAGACCUUAUCAGGAACAAGUUGUGGCUAUGGUGACUCUAAUGCUAGACACUGGUUUCCCAUGCUUCAGAGGCAAUACAAUUGAUGAGCUAAGGUCUCGUUUUCGAAUGAAUUUCUCUGAGAAAGAUGCUGCUAGGGCCAUCAUUGAAGUUGUUGAGUCGGCAUGCUUGAAUUUUAGGACAUUCUCUUAUGAUCUCAUUCAAGAUGUCCAGCAAAACAUUUAUUAUCACAAGAAAAACUAAUUUAUUUCUCUAAAGUACAUCAUGUUUGCCAAUUGUUAUGCUAUUAUCAUUGUUAUUCAGUAUUAUAUAUUAAUUGGUUAUUGGCAUAAUUAUUGUGCCACAUAACUGAUUGCAGAAUUA